AUGGAGAGAGAAGUUGACUCUGGAACAUCUGAUCGUCCAAUUUUGGACGGUAGGGAGGUGCAUGAUCGUGGGAAAACGCCUAUCUUGGGAAAGGGUUUUUCGAAUAAACCCUUGAAGAUUGAUGGUAAUUCUCGUCUCCCUCGUAGGGGUACUGUUCUGAAUGGGCAAUCGGAGCCGAGGGUAAUAAACGUAAUUGAUGAGUUGAUGAAGGUUACGGAACCUGUUAUGUUUGAGAACAUGCAAUCUGGUCAGAAUCAUGGGAAGCCGAAUAAUGAGGAAAGUAGCGAUCAGGUAACAGGUAACGUGAUGAAGCCGGAUAUGAUGAAAUCAGGUUGUGAGGGUUCGAGUUCGGGAACUAAAGGGGAUUCUAGUAUGCCGAAACCCAAAACUUAUGCUGAUUCGUUGAUAGCAAACAACCCUGUUAAACUGAAAUUUCGUACUCUAGCUAGUGAUACCAUGCAUGAGGGCUGUGAUGUUGUGCUCCCGAGGGAGUCUGUGCGUAUGGUCCAAGAUAAGAUGGCGAACACCUUGUUUGGAUACUUCCUUGGGGAUCGUGUGGCGUACCCGGUAGUUGAUUAUUUUGUUCGAAAUAAUUGGAAAAAGUAUGGCAUUAUGAAGUCUAUGAUGAACGCUAAUGGAUAUUUUUUCUUCAAAUUUGCGGAGGAGGCAGGUAUGAUGCGGGUAUUGGAGGAUGGUCCGUGGAUUAUCCGUUCUCAACCACUUUUUCUUAAUAUUUGGAGCCCAACGACUAAACUAGAGAAAAAAGAGGUUAAGAAAGUUCAAAUUUGGGUUAAAAUUCAUGAUGUUCCGAUUGCUGCAUAUACGGAGGAUGGUCUUAGCAUGUUAGCAACGACAAUAGGGGAACCGAAACUUUUGGAUUCUUAUACCACGUCGAUGUGCAUGGAUAUGUGGGGACGGAGUAGUUAUGCAAGAGCUUUAAUUGAGGUGUCGGCCGAGAAGAAUCUUAGAGAAGAAAUAACAAUGGCAAUCCCGGUUCUGGAGGGGGAUGGGUUUAUUAAAGAAUCUAUGUCUGUUGAAUAUGAAUGGUACCCUCUUCGUUGUGCUCAUUGUUGUGUUUUUUGUCAUUCGGACGAUAAUUGCCCACAUCAAGUGAAACAAACUAAUGCUCGUAUCAGGGAGACGGGUAGUAAGCAGCAAAAUCAUUCUAACCGGUCGAAUAAAAGUCCGGUUGUUGAUGAGGAAGGGUAUACGGGGGUGCAUAGUAAAAAGAUAGCUAGAAAAUCUGGUUUCCCGGUAAAUAAGCCUAAGCAAAAGUUCGAGUAUAGACCUGUGGUGUCUAAAAAGAAAGAAGAGCCGGUUAAAGCUUCGCCAAACUUUCAGUCUUCUAAUCCUUUUGAUGCUCUUAAUGAUCCGAGUGCUAAUGAGGAACCGGAUGGGGGUAGGCCAGAUUCGGCCCAAGUAAAUCUGGAUGAUGAUGAGCUUGUUGAUGAUUUUUACGAAGCGGAUGGCUAUGAAAUGGAUGAUUUUUUGAGGCAAGGAACUAUUAAAACUAAAAAAGGGGCAAGCACUCCUUCUUCAUCGGUGCUCAAUGAAUCUCAUGUGGAGGUGAGUAAUCUGCCUAAAGUGUGUAAGGCUGUUUUUCGGUGGUGGAACUGGACGUCGAAUGGGGGCCAUUGUGUGAAAGGAACGCGUAUUAUUGUUGGUUGGAAUCCGGCUAUUCUUGAUGUUAUGGUGCUUUCGGAGACUGAUCAGCUUUCUUUGCAUAAGAAUUUUGUUUGUAAUGAACCUUGGGUCAUCCUAGGUGAUUUUAAUUCGGCGUUGAACCUUGAGGAUAAAUCUAUGGGUUGUUCCUCGGUGUCCCUGAGCAUGAAAGAGUUUCAAGAGUGUGUGGAUGAAAUUGAGAUGGUAGAUAUAAAAUGCACUGGUAUCCAUUUCACGUGGAAUCAGAAACCAAAAAAAGGGAUUGGGUUAAUGAAAAAGAUAGACAGAGUUAUGGGAAAUCCUCAUUUUAUAGAAAAGUAUCCGAGUACUUUUGCAGAAUUUCAUCCUUCUCGGUUAUCGGAUCACUGCUCGUGUGUGGUUAGCGUCCCGGAUAUGGAAAAAAGAAAACACCGGCCUUUUAAAUUUGCUAAUUUUCUGGCGUAUAAACCUGAUUUUUUGCCGAUUGUGGAGAAGGGGUGGGGUAUUUCCAUUGAUGGAGUGUAUCAAUUUUCGGUUGUUAAAAAACUUCGUCUAUUGAAAUCUCCGUUACGUGCGCUGCUUUAUCACCAAGGAAACUUGCAUAAAAAAGUUGAAGAGCUUAGAGUUAAGCUUGACCGUAUUCAGUGUGAUAUGGAUAAAGAUCCGUCUAGUCUUACGCUGCGAGAUGAGGAAGCUACUACUAGAAGUGAUUUUCAAACCGCGUUGUUAGACGAAGAGAGGUUUUUGAAGCAAAAGUCUAAAGUGGAUUGGUUAGCGGCCGGGGAUAUGAAUACGGCCUUCUUCCACUCGACGCUCAAGAAUAGAGUUCACUAUAGCCGUAUUGAGGUGAUUCGUGAUGUUCGAGGGAAUGUUUAUACGGAUGAGAUGGUUUCGGGAGCUUUUGUUGAUCACUAUGAGCACUUUUUAGGCUGCCCGGGUAAUCCGGCUAUUAGUCCGACUCCUGAUUUGUUUUCUAAAAAGUUAGAGAGGGAUGUUGCUCGCCAUAUGGUCCGUCCGGUUACUCCUGAUGAGGUUAAAAGGGCAAUGUUCUCCAUGGGUUCGGAUAAAGCUCCUGGUCCUGACGGGUUUACAGCGGGUUUUUUUAAGAAUGCAUGGCCUAUUGUUGGUGAUGAGGUAUCAAAAGCUGUUAUAGAUUUCUUUGCUACAGGGAAACUUCUAAGGGAAUUAAACCACACGCUUAUUGUUCUUAUUCCCAAGACCCCCUCGCCAUCUGUGGUUACGGACUAUCGUCCGAUUGCUUGCUGUAAUGUGCUAUACAAGUGUAUUAGCAAGAUUGUUGCUGACAGGAUCAAAGGAGUGCUUAAUGACAUUGUUAGUGUCAACCAGUCGGCUUUCGUUCCAGGUAGAAAAAUCUCCGAUAACAUUCUGUUAACUCAAGAGUUGAUGCAUAAUUAUCAUAGAAACAUCGGCCCCCCUAAAUGUGCGUUUAAAGUGGACAUCCAGAAAGCUUACGAUACUGUUGAUUGGGCGUUUCUAAAGAACAUUUUGGUGGGUUUUGGGUUUCAUAGCAGCAUGGUUCAUUGGAUCAUGGUUUGUGUUUCCACGACCACGUUUUCGGUUUGUAUUAAUGGUGAUGUUCAUGGUUUUUUCAAGGGCAAGAGGGGGUUGCGUCAGGGAGAUCCUAUCUCUCCGUAUCUUUUUACCCUUGUGAUGGAGAUCCUCACGGCUAUUCUUCAGCAGACGGUAAGGAUAGACUCUUCGUUUAAGUUCCAUAACAAGUGCGAACGUCAGCAGAUUAUAAAUCUGUGUUUUGCGGAUGACUUGUUUAUUUUCGCUAGGGGCGAGAUUGUGUCGGCUAGAUGUAUUAUGAAAGCGCUCAAUUCUUUUUCUAAGAUGUCGGGUUUGGCGCCUAAUGUCCAGAAAAGUACAGUUUUUUUCUCUAACGUUCCAUCGUUUGUUAAAACUGCUACUCUGAAUAUAAUGUCGUUUAUUGAGGGGUCGUUGCCAGUGAGAUACUUGGGAGUUCCUCUUAUAUCGUCUAAGUUAUUGUACAAAGACUGCCAGGUGUUGGUGGAGAAGCUUGAAAAACGUAUUAUGCAUUGGAGGAAUAAAUUUCUUUCGUUUGCAGGUAGACUACAACUUAUUACCUCGGUAUUGUCUUCUCUGCAUGUUUACUGGUCUUCAGUGUUUAUCCUGCCUGCUCGAGUCGUCUCUAGCCUGGAAGCUUUGAUGCGUAAUUUUCUAUGGUCUCAUGACAGUUCGUUCCAGAGGGGCAGGGCAAAGGUUUCUUGGAAAACUGUUUGUGUUCCUAAGUAUGAGGGUGGGUUGGGGAUUCGGCGUAUUGGUGAUGUUAGUAAGGCCCUUAUUUCUGCGCACAUAUGGAGCAUUUUAUCUAAACGUGAAUCUUUAUGGGUUGAUUGGGUUCAUUCGUACAGGUUACGAGGUAAAAGUUUCUGGGCUUGUAAUACCCCUUCUUCUUGUUGCUGGUCGUGGAGGAAAAUUAUUCAGCUUCGGCCGAAAAUGAGGAGUUUUGUUUGGGCUGAGAUUGGGAAUGGUUUAUCGACUUCAGCUUGGUUCGACUCGUGGAGCAAUAUAGGUCCGUUGUUUCAAUUUUUUACACCGAGACAAAUUGCAAAUGCAGGUUUCAGUUUGGAUGCCAAGGUGGCUGAUUUAUGGUUAGAGUCUUCGUGGGGUUGGCCGAUUGAGUGGAGACACCGUCUCCCGGCUCUUAAUCAGAUUGAUACUCGAUCUAUUCAGCCGGCUAAGGAAGACAAGUUUUUUUGGCGUCAAGGGGAUCACCUUCACGAGUUUUCAACGGCUCGGGCUUGGGAUUCUUUUAGACAUCGAGAGGUGGAGGUUUGGCACAAAGUCAGACAUAAAGCGGGUAUGGAGUCGGUUGCUUCUAAGUGGGAUGAAAUUGUUAAUUGGCUUGUAACUCGGUCCAGGUCGAAAUCAGCUGGAAGCUAUGUUGCAAGAUUAUUAGUAGCGGCCACUGCUUAUCUCAUUUGGCAGGAGCGUAAUGCGAGAUUAUUCAAGAAUGAGUUGAGACCUCCAGAAGCUAUUAUUGAUCUUAUUUUCCAACAGGUCCGAUAUAAAUUGAUGGGAGCGAAGCUAAAGAACUGUGAAAAUGUCCGAAGGCUUCUUGGCGAAUGGGGAAUCAUUGGAGUUAACCUUCGAGAAGAUGGUGGCUGA
Messenger RNA from Helianthus annuus (common sunflower), 4794 nucleotides. RefSeq lists its product as uncharacterized. Bases 1 to 4794 code for a protein of 1597 amino acids. NCBI's taxonomy places the organism in Eukaryota, Viridiplantae, Streptophyta, Magnoliopsida, Asterales, Asteraceae. The record is from RefSeq and is a predicted model, not a curated record. The transcript is spliced from 4 exons.